Molecule: messenger RNA, 1803 nt
Organism: Monascus purpureus
Lineage: Eukaryota; Fungi; Ascomycota; Eurotiomycetes; Eurotiales; Aspergillaceae
Source: the annotation of a GenBank genome assembly
AUGAUGCCGCCAGAGCAACCCGGCAAAACCCCAGCAGUGACUGUUCAGGAUGAAGAUGGCAUCGACUCCGUGCCUAUUUCAGGUCGGUCUUCAUUUUCCUUCAAUAACAUCACUCCAUCGACUCCGGCUACGGGCGCACAAACGCCAGACCCUCUGCUGGGCCACAAAGUCCUCGCGGACGAGGAUGCGCUCAAAACCCUCCCUCACAGGAUAUCUCAUCUAUCGGAUCAUCCAGAAGAGGAAUAUGAGCUCAGUGUUAGAGACGGCCGCCACUUGACGAAUCGAAAACCGUCCGUGUCUGUAUCCCGAAGCCCUGACGCGGCCGAUGAGUCGGCAUCGCCCCCGCCACCGCGGUCGCAAGGUGUUCCUCCUGAGCUUCGCAACUUCGCGGCGGAGCUCAUUAUGGUCUGUGUCUGUUCAGCUGGUCUGAUGUUGUUUUCUUUCCUUCUCGGGGACGUGCUUGCGCCCCAGGAGCAGUUUAGAAGAGCCCUGGGCAUCACGAAUACCGAACUGCCGUGGCUGGUCGGUUCGUUUAAUGUUGCCAACGGUAUCUCGGUUAUUGUGUCUGGAUCCCUGACAGACCUGACGCCUCCCAAGAGUCUCAUGGUCGGUGCCUUUGCCUGGCUUACUGUGUGGAACAUCGUGGGUGCCUUUUCCCUUCACCCGUCACGAUACGUGCUGUUCUUCAUCGUUCGGGCGAUGCAGGGACUCGCCAUUGGGGUUCUGGUCUCUGGGAGCAUGAGCAUCCUUGGCCGAGUUUACAAGCCGGGCAUUCGCAAGAAUCGCGUCUUUUCGGCCAUGGCAGCCUGUGCCCCAUUCGGUUUCUCCCUGGGAGCCAUUGAAGGGGGUGCACUUCAUGGACAUCUACCAUGGAUAUUUGGCACCAACGCCAUAAUCACCGGCAUUUGCUGCGUUGCGGCGUACUUUUCCAUCCCUACUCUGCGACCUGUUGCUGACGUUGCUGGAACUGAGGCGCCAUCCCUACGCCAGUUCGAUUAUCUCGGAGCUGCUUUUGCUAUGUCGGGGUGUGUCUGUCUGCUCUUCGGUCUCACACAGGGCUCCGUCACCUCGUGGUCACCUUAUACUUAUGUGCUUACCAUUAUCGGGAUCGUCUUACUUGUCGCUCUCUUUUUUGUGGAGCGCUAUGUCCCCCGCCCAUUAAUCCCCAGUCGUCUAUGGAAGACUAAAGGCUUCACGCCGCUGAUGGCGGCCUAUUUUCUGGGGUUCGGGUCGUUCUUCGGUGCAUGGCAGUUCUACGCCAUCCAGUUCUGGCUACAUAUCCAGCAUGCCUCGCCAUUAGCCGUGGCAUUGUAUCAUAUCCCCAAUGCUAUUGUGGGCGUCUUUGCAACAUGGCUCGUCAGCCGCACCCUCCAUCUAGUUCCGGGACACUAUAUCUACAUCAUAUCCAUGUUCGCAUUCACACUUGGACCGGCGUUUUUCCUCCCUCAGACAGCGAACACGGUAUACUGGGCUCUCUCCUUUCCGGGCGUUGCGUUGGUCACCUUUGGACCUGAUCUGGCAUUUGCAGCUGCCUCCAUCUUCAUCACGAGUAGUGUUGCGAGGUCCUACCAAGGAAGCGCAGGCAGUUUGCUGGUGACGAACCAAAAUCUAUCCUCUGCCAUUAUUACCAGUGUCGCUGACGCUAUUGGGACCCGGGUUGAUAAGACGCCCGAUGGACAGGUUGGACUGAAGGGUCUCCGGUCGAUCUGGUGGUUCGCGCUGGGCUGCCAACUGGUUGCAGCGUUGAUCACGGUUGUUUGGAUUAGGAUUCCCAAGGAGGAGGAGAAGGAGCAUGUUACCUAG